This is a messenger RNA of Sinocyclocheilus anshuiensis, 1547 nucleotides long. RefSeq names its product gastrula zinc finger protein XlCGF28.1-like. The transcript is spliced from 3 exons. The record is from RefSeq and is a predicted model, not a curated record. Bases 267 to 1445 code for a protein of 392 amino acids. NCBI's taxonomy places the organism in Eukaryota, Metazoa, Chordata, Actinopteri, Cypriniformes, Cyprinidae.
GGUGUGUAAAGCGUUCAGUACGGUUUGAAGUUGUUUUAAACAGAUGUAUUCCACAUGGUUCUAUUACUAAGAUCAUUUCGCGUUGGUUGUUAAUGUGAAAUGAAUGCUUUGUGUGCUGACAGCCGGUCUCUCGUAAAUGUGCGAGUGUUGUUUCGGUGUGAAGCGCGUGAUUAGCUUUGCUCUCUAUUUCUUUCUAUAAACUAUUCCAGUCAUCUUAAACGUGACACAGAACUCUUCGAGAAAAGUAGAAGAGAAAUCUUCAUGCCAUGGAGUUUAUUAAAGACGAGCCUGAAGACUCGACCGAUCCAGAGCCCUGCAGAGUGAAAGAUGAAGAAACUGAGGAACACAUAGGCCUGAUAGAAGUGAAAGAGGAGAGGCAAGAACUGAAUGAAGUUGAGGACAACCACUAUUUCCAGACACCUGAAAAUUUGAUAGCUGAAGAAAAACCUUUAAUUGAUUAUCAGUCUGAAAAUCUUUCACAAACAAGACGCCUUAAAGAUCACAUUAAAAGUCAUACCAGAAAGAGACCUUUCACAUGCCAUCAGUGUGGAAAGAGUUUCAAACAUAAAGGACGCCUUACUGUUCACGCAAGAAUUCACACCGGAGAGAAGCCUUUUACGUGCGGAAAGAGUUUCCUUCAUAAAGGACACCUUAAUGAUCACUUAAGGAUUCACACCGGAGAGAAGCCUUACGCGUGCCAACAGUGUGGAAAGAGCUUCACACAUAAAGGAAGCCUGAAGUGGCAUUUGAGAACUCACACUGAAGGACUUUACACUUGCAAUGAGUGCGGGAAGAGUUUCGUGUAUAAAAGGAAACUUCAGAUUCACAGAAGAAUUCACACCGAAGAGAACCCUUUAACUUGCCUCCAGUGUGGAAAAACAUUCACAUGUAACAAAACGUUUAAGUGUCACAUGAAAACUCACUCUAACGACAAUCCAUACUCAUGCAAUCAAUGUGGAAAGUGUUUCAAUCAAAGAGGACACCUGAAUGAUCACAUGAGAACUCACACCGGAGAGAAGCCGUUCACAUGCCAUCAAAGCGGACGGAGUUUCAUUCAAAAAGCGCACCUUAAUGAUCAUGUAAGAAUUCACAUUGUAGACAGGCCAUUCACAUGCCAUCAAUGUGGAAAGAAUUUCAUUCAUAGAGGACACCUUAAUGAUCACCUGAGAAUCCACACCGGAGAGAAGCCUUACGCGUGCCAACAGUGCGGAAAGCGUUUCACACAUAAAGGAAGCCUUACGUGGCACACGAGAACUCACAAUGAGGAGGAAGUUUUCACAUGCCACCUAAGUGAGGAGAAAUUUACAAAUAAUGUAGACGUUGAGAGUCCGAUAAGAAUUUGCUCUAGAGAGAAGCCUUACACGUGUCCUUUGUGUGAAAAGAGUUUCAGUCGUCAAGCAAUCCUUCAGAGUCACGUAGAAACUCACUUUGAAGAGAGUCCUUAAAGGCGCUGUAGGUACUAAAGCAUAACAAUACCAUAAUAUGUAGGACGGGGACAAUAAAUCGAUGCAUCGAGAAAUGAUUCUGCAUCGAUUCUGAGAUUUUCC